AUGCGGCUAAAGGGCUUUGUUUGCAGGUUUGCAAAGUUUAUGGUUUAAGAACUUAAUAUGUAUGCAGUGGCAUUUUCGAGCUCGGCACUGCAAGGCCAUACCCUCCAAUGUUUCUCCGGUGAAAAUAGGGACGUCCUAUUCCAUAAGAAUAGAGGGACGCGGGCGGCGCUGUGGGCUAAACCACAGAGCCUAGGGCUUGCUGAUCAGAAGGUCGGCGGUUCGAAUCCCUGCGACGGGGUGAGCUCCUGUUGCUCGGUCCCUGCUCCUGCCAACCUAGCAGUUCGAAAGCACAAAGUGCAAGUAGAUAAAUAGGUACCACUAGGUAAACGGCGUUUCCGUGCGCUGCUCUGGUUCGCUAGAAGCAGCUUAGUCAUGCUGGCCACAUGACCCGGAAGCUGUACGCCGGCUCCCUUGGCCAAUAAAGUGAGAUGAGUGCCGCAACCCCAGAAUCGUCUGCGACUGGAUCAGGGGUCCCUUUACCCUUUAUCUUUAUUCCAUAAUAAUAAUAGUCAUAAUAAUUUAUUAUUUAUACCCCACCCAUCUGACUGGGUUGCCCCGGCCACUCUGGGCAGCUUCCAACAUAUAUAAAAACAUAAUAAAAUUUUAAACAUUUUUUUAAAAAAAACCUGCCCUGUACAGAUGUCUUUUAAAGUUGUAUAGUUACUUAUCUCCUUGGCUCGGGGAUCGCAUGAUUCCAUACCCUCCAACAUUUCUCUGAUGAAAAGAGGGGUGCACUAAGGAAAAGCGGGGCAUUCUGGAAUCAAAACGGCUGGGGACGGCUUCUGUAAAUCUGGGACUGUCCCGGGAAAACAGGGACGCUCGGAGGGUGUGCAAGUUGGGUAAAGAGUUUGUAUGGACACAGGGCUCCAUGUGUGUGGUUCAGAAAAAGAGCCACUAACUUCUCCUGACAAUGACCCCCCUUGGCUAAAGAGUCCUCCGCCAGAAAACUGACCGGCAGCUUGUGCCGUGUGUCUCAGGGAAAAUAAACCGAUUCUCAUCAAAUGCGCUUUGUGCCAAUCACCUCCACUCAUGGUUCGGGUCAAUCAUGGGAUCACAGCCAGGUCUCUACACCCCCUGCCCCCCGCCUCUGUCAGAACCUAUUAGUGCAUGGAGGCCUUAGUAGGGGAUUGGCUUUCGUCCCUCUGGGCUGUGGGUUUGCGUGUCAGAGGAAUCCUCAGAGAUUGUACUAAUUCCAUUUUCUGCCAGAAGGCUUAUGACCCAGAGAUAGGCGUGUGAAACGCAGCCUGUCCCCACAAGGCCUUUUUUUCUUUUUGGGGGCUCUCAGGUGUAUUAGUAUUACCUAGGGGUAUGGGCAGUGAGGUAUGGAGGCAGUGAGAGAUUUUACUUUCUUGGGCUCCAUGAUCACUGCAGAUGGUGACAGCAGUCACAAAAUUAAAAGACGCCUGCUUCUUGGGAGAAAAGCAAUGACAAACCUAGGCAGCAUCUUAAAAAACAGAGACAUCACCUUGCCAACAAAGGUCCAUAUAGUUAAAGCUAUGGUUUUCCCAAUAGUGAUGUAUGGAAGUGAGAGCUGGACCAUAAAGAAGGCUGAUCGCCGAAGAGUUAAUGCUUUUGAAUUAUGGUGCUGGAGGAGACUCUUGAGAGUCCCAUGGACUGCAAGAAGAUCCAACCUCUCCAUUCUGAAGGAAAUCGGCCCUGAGUGCUCAUUGGAAGGACAGAUCCUGAAGCUGAGACUCCAGUACUUUGGCCACCUCAUGAGAAGAGAAGACUCCCUGGAAACAACCCUGAUGUUGGGAAAGAUGGAGGGCGCAAGGAGAAGGGGACGACAGAGGACAAGAUGGUUGGACAGUGUUCUCGAAGCUACCAGCAUGAGUCUGACCAAACUGCGGGAGGCAGUGGAAGGGGUCAUGAACAGUCGGACAUGACUAAACAACUAAACAACAACAGGGGUAUGGGGGCACUCCGGGGCAAGUUAGAUGCCCCUACCAGACCUCCAGGUUUGUCCUGAAGUCUCCAGGUGGUAUCUGGAGGGCUUGAAUGUCCAGGUGGGCACUGCAGGAGUUGGGUGCAAAUUAUAGCAUCCAUACUCUGGGUUUGCCCUCCUCUGCUCCCCUCUCCUAAUAAACUUGUCCGUGGAGCCAGUCCCUGUGACAUCUUGGGGGAGGGGUGUUUCCCUUGACAUCACCAGGGUCCCACCCUAGGUCUCCAGUUUGGGCCUUGAAAUUUCGGGGUCUGGGAUGCUCCACCUACAGACAACAGAUGUCUACACAUUUCUUCCAUUUGGGGUACUCUCAUGAGGACCCUAGUGCAUAUCACCCAUAAAGUGCAUCGGGGGUGGAUGCACAGGGGGGGAAAUCUGCUAGAAAUAAGUCAGAAAUUAGACCGUUUUAACAAAAGAAAAAAAUCUCUAUGGAAAAUUGUGUUGUAAAAUUUGCUGCUCUCUGGUGCCAUCUGGUGGUGCAUGUUUAUAGCGCAUUCAAAGCACUUUUUCUUUACUAAUGUAGCUGAGUCCAUGGUUCCAAAAGUAUUUAAAAUCAUAAUAAUAAUAAUUUGAUGCUUUCUUGCUGCUGCACUGGAAGGAUAAUUAAGUGUAUCAUAUUUUAGACAGUGCUACGUCAAGACUGAAGCUUAACAAUAGCAGCCAGCAUUGUGUUAUUCAUUUGUUCAGUUUGUUAAUCACCUGAUACAGACCAGUCUCUGGGCAGCUUUAAACCAAGUUAGAAGCAUGCAAAGAAUCUAAAACCAUAGCAACCACAAUAAUAAAACACCAUGAGGGUUGUCCUUGGUUAUCGCAGUUUAGAUUAUUUGUUAUUUUUAAUAGUGUAUUGUUAUAUUAAUUUAUACGCACCUCUUUACCCUGGCUUUUGAUGCUUGGGAUAUAUAUUUUAAUGCUUGCAUUUUUAAGUUGUUUGAAACUGUUUAUGAUAUUAUGGAUUGAUUUCUCUGGCCUUUGGUUAACCAGAAUGCACUGAACACCAUAAUUAAGUACUGUACUGUAAGGACCUAGCUCCCCCUCCUGGCCGCUAAAGCAAUAGCAAAUCCAUGCAUGCCAAUAUACCUGAAUGACUGAAGAAAAUAAUUUGCGUGGUGCUAGUUCUGUCUUCUGAGCCAAUCAAAAUGGAAUAACUGAUUGGUUAUGAAUAACAAGAUGGUGGGACAGCAUUCUCGAAGCUGCCAGCAUGAGUUUGACCAAACUGCAGGAGGCAGUGGAAGACAGGAGUGCCUGGCAUGCUCUGGUCCAGGGGGUCACGAAGAGUCGGACACGACUAAACGACUAAACAACAACAAAAAGUUCUGUUUCAAGGGUCAGUUGGCUUUUACUGCUGUUGUCUCAGUCCUGUGUGGAAAAACAUUUUUGUUGUUGUCAAAAAAAAAAAGGUUAUUAAUUGCCAGGCAAGCCUUUAGUUAUUUAUUUAUUUAUUUCAAUCAACCCAUCAAUACAUAACAAUAAAAAAAUCAGUGCAGGCACACAUAAUAAAUGCUUAAACCUGUGCUUCACAUAUUAUACAAGUAUUAAGCACUGGUUUUUUAUUUUUAUUUUAUAAAAGAUUUGCCUAGCAGUUGAGAAGCCACGGAUAGUUCAAUGCUUUUAUUUUCACGUAUAGUUUUGCAUUGACUACUGGCUGAUUUUUUUUUUUAAAAAAAAGCUUGCAGUGGGAAAGCUAUUGAUAAAUCAGCAGUGAGCUUAAUUCAUUUAUUCAUAGAGUUAUUAGUCAUUUUAUUGCUAUGGGGUUGUUGUUUUUUUCUGCCUCCUUUCCCCCCCCUCUUAUGCUAUUGCUUUAUAUAUUUGUGCCAAGGCCCAUUUUCUGAACAUGGGCCAUUGUUGGCUCUUUUAUUUAUCAGGCAGUGUUCUUAGGUGAUUUCCAAUACGCCCUUUUAAAUGUUUAGACUACUAGUGUAAAGCUUUUAAUAUUUGAUGAAUUUUUGUAUUUUAAUGUUUUGCUGGAAGCCGGCCAGAGUGGUUGGAGAAACACAGCCAGAUGGGUGGGGAAGGAAGGAAGGAAGGAAGGAAGGAAGGAAGGAAGGAAUAAAUACAACAACAACAAGAAUGGCAGAUGAAGAUGAUGGAUUUUUCGGAGCUAGCUGACCUAACCGGAAGAGUCCACAACCAGAAGGAGGCGGCGUAUCAGGAAGAGUGGAUUAAAUUUAAUGAUUACUUAAAUACGUUAAGUUAAAUGAACUGAAAACAGCUUGCAGAUACUUAAUUGGCUUAAUUUAUUUAUGUUAGGUGUCGAAUUAAUAUGUUUAAUUUUAUAAUGUGAAGAUCUAAGGAUGUUAAGUUAAAUUUUAUAAGAACUGUGAUUUGGAAAACCGUUAAAAGGACAUGCAAUGAAAUUCAACCAAGGGGAAGCGAGGAAGUCACUUAACAAUGUUAACAAGUGUAAUUUUCAAUAAGGCUACGAUUUAUGUUUGUUUGUCCUAUGUGUUUGUUUGUUUAUAAUGUUGUGAAAACCAAUAAAAUUUUUUUUGAAAAACAAUACCAAAACAACCACCACCACAACUAUUAUUAUUAUUACUAUUAUUAUUACUAUUAUUAUUAUUAUUAUUAUUAUUAUUAUUAUCUUCAAUUGAUUGGGGGGGAACCGAAAAUAGCAGUAAGGAGGCCGUCCCUAUACGGUGAUAACGGGAGAGGAUAAAUUUGGCGCAGGACUUUGACCUCCUCCUCUCCCCGCAGGCCUUUCCCGUUGCCAUGGUUACCAGGACUAGGCCGCAGGCCGGAGAAGCGGGGAGGGGGGAGGAAACACGCGGUUCCGGUUCCGGUUCGCGGCUCCUUCCUGACUCCGGGGGGGCCACCGGCUGAGCCAGCAGCGGGUGAGUGUAGUCCUUGGUGGGGGCGCGCGAGGAAGCGCCUCUCUGCCCCGCUUCCCUUCGGGUCCGCCGUAGGCCGAGCGCAUCCCCGGCCUCUAUUAGGAGCCGCUGCCCCGGGAGGAAGCGCGGGGGGCGGGCUGAAAAAUAAUAAUGUGCCGGUUCCCUCGAAAGAUCCUGUUCCUCUCCCUGUCGCCGUGGAAAUUAUUAUUAUUUUUUUGGGGGGGGUAACCUUCCCCAUUGAGGGGGGUCUGCCCUUAGUUUUUGUUGUUUGCAGUUGACGGGAGAAGUUGGGGCGCUCCGCGUUUUAUUUCAUUUGUUGAAAUAAAAUAUAUUUCAUGCCCCACCUUUUCCUCCGAGGGAGGUCGAGGUGGGGGAAAUUCAUAACCCCCCCCUCCUUUUCCCCGUUUUACCUUCUCACAGCGACCCUGUGAGGUAGAUUAGGUUGAGAGAUGAGUGACUGGCCCAAGGUCACCUCAAAAAGGGGGAGACCCCUCCGCAGUUUCCUCCAAAUUGGUGUGUGUGGGAAGGGCCUCCCUUCAUUAUCCUCCCCUUCGUACAUAAUUUUAUGUUGUUUAUUAUAGUCAGGUAAAUUUGUUUAGGUGGCCCCAAAGAGCCUGGAAGGGGCAACGAAAACAGCUGAGUGUUGUCUCCAGCUUAUUUCUACUCAGAGUAGACCUGUUGUUGGCAUCAAUGGACCUAAGUUAGUCUUGUCUCUUAACUUCAGUGGGUUUGCUCUGACUAGGAAUUAGCAUUGGAUAAUAAUCCUGAUUUUCACAAUUUCAGAAUUGGGCCAUGAACUGAGAAAAUAGCAGAGAAAGACAGUAUUUUCUUUUUUAAAAAAAAAGGUGACUGGAGUUUCAGCACUCUGCAUGGAUCUACUUUGAGAUCUGCCAACUGGACAACCAAAUGAGAAAUUAUUACUUUGGUACAUUUAUUAUUAUAAUAGUUUAUUGAAUUUUGUUGUUUAUCACAUGUAUUGCCUUUUUUUCUUUUUUCAGUAUCUCACAGUUACUUACAGCAAUAAAUAAAUAACAUAGGCAUUUAACACCAGCAUAAAAACAGAGAAAAUUCAUAUUUUUCUAAAGGCAGGACUAAAAAAUCCCACCCACUGAAGGAGGCAGCCGAUAAUAAAAAGCCAAAGGCCUGUGUACCCAUAGAAGACACUUAGAAUUAUUGUUGUUUUAGGUAUGGAUUCAUGAUUUGCCUUUUAUAUGUAUGUCAUUAAAACAGCUAUAAUAGUUUUUAAAACAAUAAAAAGAAACCCCAGAUUUGUAAGAAGACUUAAAAACAAUACAACAGGGGGACCGAAGGCAGAGAGACACCUGGGUGCUGGUGGUCGUCUAACAACUCUCAGCGCCCACUACAAAGUCCAGUUCCCAGGAUUCUUGGGGGGGGGGAGCAAUACCUGUAAAAAAAGCGGUAUGAAAACUUUAAAUGUAUAUUGCAGAUGGGGUCAGAGAGAUUUGAACCAGGACUUUCGUGUGCAUCUAGCACUAACAGUAGUCCCCCAAUAUAUUUUCUUUAUGUUUAGCUGUGAAGUGUCCUUUUAUUAUUAUUUUUAAAAGGUAUCUCUUGGAGAGUCUCUUGUUUGGGCCAGAAGCCGAUGGCCUCCAGUUCCUGGAGUUAGAAACAGCUACACCUAAGAUGGCCAAUCACUUGAAAUUCAUCGCUCGGACAGUGAUGGUGCCCAAUGGCAAUGUGGAGGCUGCCUAUCGAGUCCUCAACAGGUAAAGACAUCCUUUGACCUUGCUGCGCCCCAGGACUGGCUGAAAUGUUUUGAAUCUGCGCUAUGGGGUGAGCUCCCAUUGUUUUGCUCCAGCUCUUGCCAACCUAGCAGUUUGAAAGCAUACCAGAGCGAGUAGAUGAAUAGGUACCACUGUGUUGGGAAGGUAAACGGCGUUUCCGUGCGCUUUGGCAUUUGUCAGUGUUCUGUUGCACCAGAAGCGGUUUAGUCAUGCUGGCCACAUGACCCAGAAAACUGUCUGCGGACAAACGCCAGCUCCCUCAGCCUGAAAGUGAGAUGAACGCCACACUCCAAAGUCAGAUUUGACUGAACUUAACCAUCCAUAGUUCAUUUUCACAAUGUUUCUAUGAGUUGAAUGAGUAGCUUUUGCUUUUAUUUCCUGGUUGUAUUUUGAGCAGCCAUGUGUGACUGCUAGGGCAAAAGCACGUAGGUGACUUGUGUUGUCAAGUUAGGUGGUUUUAUGCAACCUUCGUCAGGAGAAAGGGAAAGUCGUGACUUGUAAUGCUGUCUUGUAAGCAAGCUUUAGUCAACAUGUGGCUGUCAUGCCCUCUGCUGGCUGGAUAUCAUAAAUGGAACUUUUUAAAUGAUGGGCUCAGGCUGCAUGCUUUAAAAAUAUAUAUACAAAUAGCUUGAGUUCUGUUCUUCAGAACCAGCGCCUGCUGCUAUAUGAGUGUUUAGGCUUUUGAGUUGCAAAGUGUGCCUUUACAGGAUUCAAGUGGUACUUAACUUGGUUGCAGAACUUUAUUGGUGUGUGUGUGUGUGUUGCAAUGUCUGCUUAUAAUGUGGAGGAUGGGUGACCAUUCAGCAAAAAUGGGUGCCCAUGGCAUGGUAACCCAAAAGCAUUUUUGUUCUUGGUUAGUGUCUGAUACCAGCUGUGGGUCUGAUGAGGAGAUGGGCUAUGCCCUGUUCGCAUGAAAUAUUACCUGUUUUUGAGAGAGAUUUACUGCAUAAGGCAGCUUCCUCUGUUCCUACAUUGCAUGCAAAUGCAAGGAGGGUUGAGUGAGACAGGGAGAGAAUGAGAGGGCUCGGAAAGGACUAAGGACUAGAUGCUUGAGGCUGCAGGAAUGUGUUGCAACACCUGUCUUCAACUGGCGGACCUGCAACUGCGUUGUGGCCUGACCCAUGCAAAUAUUUAGUAAAAGAUUAAGAAACGAGUUCCCAAAUGCAUGUUUGGGUUAAAAGAGGGCCCUGAGCUUCAAAGGUUGAAGAUACCUGUGUUAAGAUAUAUGUGCCGGCUGCGAAAACAAAAUUGUCCAAUGGACAGAACUGCAUAGGCUAUAAAACCUAAAGGCCUUUACGUCCAAAUUGCUUGGGGAUGGGGGCCUGCCACAUUCUGCUGGAAGUUUGGGUGGCAAUGUGGGGCCAGGAAGGAGAAGGCAGAAAGUUGCAAGGACUCCAGACACGGCAGCCUCUUGGCAGGCUGAGAAAACAAUCGUUCCUGGCCUCCCUGAUACCUGCGAUGCAUCAGGGAGCUUUCCUCAGGGAGCGGGGAUAAUUGCAGGGUCAGAGCAAAUUGCUUCCUGGUUGCGGGGGAAGCGAUUUCCCCUCCGAUAGCUCGCCUGCCUCUCUCUGCAUUUUUCUCAGGCUUCCAGUGAAGGGUUUAAAAAUAGCUAGAAGUACAGUUGCUGCGCCCUCUGCAUGUUUCCUUCAGAUGCCUGUGUCGCCAGCUAGCCAAACAUGUGUCUUCCCUCACAGUCCCAGCCCAUGAGACUAGGAGCAAGGAUGUGCACGAGGUUGCAUAAGCCCAUUCUGAGAAACCUCUGGCCUUGGGAUUGGCUGGCCCGCUGGGUGGAGGGGGCCACCGAGCUCCCUCUCGUUGGGUGCCGGGUGCUGGUGGGCGGAGCUUGGAGCUCAUUCAGGAUUAUUUUUCAUCCAACCCUGACAGGCUGGCACUCCCAGGCCAUGUGAAUGCAAAGCGAGGCAGAUCAAGCCAGAAUUGUUUUUAAACUCUCAUAAAGAGAAAAUUGGCAUUUAUAUUUUUUGUAUUGUUUUGUUUUUAAAGCUGUCUGGGCUGCUGCUUCUGUAGCGCAGAAAUAAAUUGCAGAUUUCAUCUUACAAUUCAUGCCUGGGAGAGUUGCCGUUGAAUAGUUUUUGGGGUCUCAUGGGUCCUUGCAAUGAUUGGCAGAUAUCUUUGUCUCAGCUACCUUACAGCCCUGUAAGGUAGGCUGAUAUUAUCCUCAUCCUGCAAAGCAGAGAGAGCUGAUUUUGUGACGGGGGAAUGACUUGCUGGCUAAGUGAGAUUCGAAUCUGGAGGGCUCUCUCUGAGCCACUAUCCAGCUUCCAUUUGUCAACCUCUCAGGGUCGGUUAGCUACAAAGGUGUUCAGUACUAUAUAUGGCUUUCCAUAAUUGCAGCCUCACCUCCUAAUUCUCCUUCUCACCCGCCAGCCUAUUGCAAUGCAUUGGGUCUCCAGCUUUUUUUGGUGGGGGCUGUUUUUAUUUUAUUUUACAGCCUUCCUGCGAGUCCCUAGAUCGCCUUGCCUGAAUCUCAGGUUUGGAACCAGGAUGGAGGGGGGACCCUUGCCCCAAUAAGAUGUCCUUUUGCCAAAAUUAUGAUAGCCCUAAUUGAUAUUAGAGAAUUUUUGGUGGCGUAGAUAUUUUGCAAGUCAUGAUGAUGAUGAUGAUUAAAGAUUCAGUUUAUCACCCGUCCUUCACCAUCAGGUCCCAGGGUGGGAUCCAGCAAUUUAAAAUUCAAAACUACAAGCUGUUCAAACAAAUUACAGUCACGGAAUUAGGGUGGCUCCUGAAAAUACAUAUCUCAAGUGUCAAAGGUUGGGGUGAAAAGGUGUGUCUUCAGCACGAUCAUCAUGUUUUUAUGGCAUUUCCUCUAAAGUGCUUCAGCAUAAAAAAAGAAAAGGAGGAGGAGGGUGGUUAUUUUAGUUCUGUAUUUUUAGAGUGGGAGUUGGAUACAGCUGGCAGCUAUCAGCUUUUCUGUAUUUGGCACAGAGGAAGAUGGUGGGUUGCUAUCCUGAAUUUGACCCUGUUCUUCUUUUUGUUCUCUGCUCAGGGUCCUGACUAUGGACGGGAUCAUUGACAGGAGCAAGCGCCAACGGUAUUAUGAGAAGCCCUGCCGCAAGAGGCAGCGGGAGGCGUACGAAACGUGCCGGAGGAUCUAUAACACGGAAAUGGCUCGAAAGAUCAACUUCCUCAUGCGGAAGAACCGCUCAGACCCCUGGCUCGGUUGCUGA
Molecule: messenger RNA, 9700 nt
Organism: Podarcis lilfordi (Lilford's wall lizard)
Lineage: Eukaryota; Metazoa; Chordata; Lepidosauria; Squamata; Lacertidae
Source: the annotation of a GenBank genome assembly